AUGGCCAAUCGUGAGGGCUUCCAGCCGCUUAUUACGAGGGGCCGGACAGUCGAGCGCCGGCCGAAGCGCAGCUCGUCACUGUUCUCGUGUUUCCCCAAUAAAAAGACGAUUAGGCAGUGGGAAAAGGAGGACCUUUUGGCACGGGUUCAGCGAAAUUCUGACCGUCGUUGUUUUACCCUUCCCCCGGCCCUUUCACGCAACUCCACCACCAUCGACCUGGACGAUGUCUCACUGCCGAUGACGUCGAUCGCCACCGCGGACGAAACUGGACCACGUCAUCGCACAUGGAAAUUAACGCCGUUCACACCGCUUCGACAUCGCCGUGGUAAACGCGUGCGGACACAGGCCGAAACUAACCAAAGCUUUCUGCGCGCCGCCAGAUCAGGAAAUAUAGGAAAGAUCACGGAAUUUCUCAACACAAAUGUUGAAAUUAACGCCGUCAGUUCGAAUGGAUUGAAUGCGCUGCACCUGGCCUCAAAGGAAGGCCACCUGGCGGUGGUGCGUCUCCUGCUGGAUCACCACGCGGCCAUCGACGCGAAGACAAACCGCGGCAACACUGCCCUCCACAUAGCCAGUCUUGCGGGGCGAACAGACAUCGUCAAGCUCCUUGUCGAACGCGGUGCCGACGUCAACGCCAGAUCACAGAAUGGAUUCACACCGCUGUACAUGUCUUCUCAAGAAAAUCACGCCGACAUUGUUGAGUACCUCUUGAAUCAUGGAGCAGACCAAGCCCUGGCAACAGACGACGGGUUCACGCCGUUAGCGGUGGCGCUCCAACUCUGCCACGACGGUGUGGUGUCGCUGUUGCUGGAGCGAGACGCCGGGGGAAAGGGUCGUCUGCCAGCGCUGCACGUCGCCGCCAAGAAGGACGACGUCCACGCCGUCUCGUUGCUUCUCGCAAACAACGACAUCAACGUCAACCAUGCCUCUACGCGUGGUUUUACCCCACUCCACGUCGCCGCACGCUACGGAAAUCUGAAAGUGGCCAGACUUCUCCUCAGCAACGGAGCCGACGUCAAUUACUGCGCGAAGGACAAUAUUACACCACUUCACCUGGCCACAAAGUGGGGCAAAAGCGAGAUGACUCAGCUCCUGAUCGAUAAAGGGGCUCAGUUGGAUGCGAGAACGAGGGACGGACUCACACCCAUGCACACAGCCGCACGUUCUGGACACACAAACGUCGUGCAAGUCCUCAUCAACGCUGGCGCCUGCAUCACAGCCAAGACGAGGAAUGGCCUCUCGCCUCUUCACAUGGCCGCCCAAAGCGAUCACGCGGACACAGCGAGACUCCUGUUGAAGAGGGGAUCGCCACCAGACGACGUAACCAUGGACUACCUAACACCUCUGCAUAUCGCCGCGCACUGCGGCAACACGAAAGUGGCCUUGGUUCUUCUUGACCACCACUGCGAUCCAAAUAUUCGAGCUUUUAACGGUUUCACUCCUCUUCACGUGGCCUGCAAGAAGAUGAACGUGAAGGUGGUGGAGGUUCUUCUCAAGAAAGGCGCCACCGUCGACGCGUCGACCCAGGCCGGUCUAACACCUCUGCACACGGCGGCGUUCGUCGGUUGCUCGGAGGCCGCUAGUCUUCUCCUUCAGCGCGGUGCCAAUGUGGAUCAGACCACGAUGCGUGGAGAGACGCCGUUGCAUUUCGCAGUUCGUGGACGCCAUGUCGAAACUAUCAAGGUCCUGCUCAAGCACUCGGCUUCAAUUGACGCCAAAACCAUGGAAAACGCAACACCCCUCCACAUAGCCUUGCGACUGAGGGAUCCAGAAAUUGUGAAGUUACUGGUACACGCGAAAGCGGACGUCAAGUCGGAAGCCAGGGGCAGACACCAGCCGAUCCACCUCGCCGCUAAAGUCGGCGACGUCGACAUUAUUCGACUUCUGAUCGAUAACGGCUCUGAAGUCAACGCCAAGACAAAGCGGGGCUACACAGCCCUCCACAUAGCCGCCAAGUACGGUCGAAUCGAUGCGAUGAAAUUCCUCCUGGAAGAAGCUAAAGCCAAUGUAAACGCCGCAGCCAGAAACGGACUCACACCGCUCCACGUUGCUGUUCACUACGGCUACGCAGAGGCGGUCGACUUGCUGAUAUCGCACGGCGCAGAAGUAACAGCGACUUGUAAGAAUGGCUUCACACCUCUUCACAUAGCAGCGAAAAUGAAGACCGCGGAAAUAGCUAGCAGUUUGCUCAAGGCCAAGGCAAAUGUCGACGCCGUCUCACAAAACGGCUACUCACCUCUACACCUCGCAGCUCUGGAAGGUGACAUAUCGAUCGUCAGAACCCUAGUGGACGAUUACGCGGCUCAGGUGUCCCUUAGCGCUGAUGACGGCUUGACUCCGCUGCACUUGGCUGCACAGGCCGAUCGCGCCGACGUCGUCGAGUUCCUGCUUGACCGUGGCGCGAACCAGGCGCUGCAGACGAGAAAUGGCUACACGCCACUGCACGAAGCCGCAUACCGGGGAAACGCAGCUAUUGUCAAAUUGCUGCUUGAUCAGCCGAACAAAAUGGACGUUGUCAACAGUCGAACCAUCAUGGGCUGCACACCGCUUCACCUCGCUGCCCAACAAGGCCACUCGCAGAUUGUGGAUAUGCUCGUGAGCGCUGGAGGCGAUCCGAACAGUCGAACAAUGCAAGGAUGGACGGCGGCGCAGGUAGCCCGGCGCCAGCACUACUUGAACAUCUUCGAGAGCCUUUCGCACGUUACCACGGUCGUGUCGGACUGGGAUUCGCCUAGCCUUGACGGAGCCAGCGCCGAUGGACUGUCGCAAGGCGAUCCCUCGCUUGUCGACGGUUCCAUGGUUCUUGACUCACCCACCCAGAUGCUCAGCCGUGUUGCCAUUGAAAGCGAGGAUGAAAGUGAUCAGCUUGUUUCCACUCCCGUCCUCAUGCGCCACCAGCCCCGAGGACAAAGAAAAGUGUCUGCCGGUGACCUAUCCCUGUUCAAGUCACCUUCGUUUGAUCUGCUUUGCGAACAGAUGGAGUAUACUCGUGCACAGAAAGGGGAGCCAAAGAUCCGAAUCAGUGCUCUUGAUAAUACAAUGGAAGAACAGACACGCGUCUCCGAGCUCAUGGCAGCGUCAACGAUGUCCAUGGGGAAGUCAGACGUCGAAAUGUCGGCAGUGACCCCAGCUGACUCCAGCGAAUGGGAGGGCUUCGAGGCAGAACCCAUUCAGGCGAUUUGCAAACCAGUAAAGGCGGGCUUCCUCGUGUCAUUCCUUGUUGAUGCGCGGGGAGGAUUAGUUGAGGCUCAGCGUCGACCAGACCUUCGAUUCCUUAUUCCGCCCCACGCCAUUUCCAGUCCUACUCGGAUCAUCUGUCGACUUUUGAGGCCAGAUCGCGUAUCUCGACUUCCCCACCUAAACGACGGCGAUGCGUUUGCUUGCAGAAUUAUUGAAAUGUCACCGAGUAAUGUACGCUUCGACGGACCCAUCCUCCUCGAGGUCCCGCAUUUCGCUUCAAUCCAGGGCCGUGAUCGGGAAGUCAUCACACUUCGAUGUGACCAUGGCGAUUCCUGGAAGUCCCACCCACUUGAAGCCACAGACCAGUCAGUGCGCGAUGCUCUGGGAUCGGCAUUCGGUCAAAUUGAGCCACUAAAUGCAGUGCGUGAACGCCGAAUCCAAAGGAUUCUAACGUCUGACGUGCCGCAAUUCUUCGCACUUAUUUCGCGCUUCCGACAGGAAAUUUCGUUAGUUGGACCCGACGGAGGUGUCCUCACAUCCACUGUUGCUCCAAAAGUCCAGGCCGUUUUCCCCAAAGGCGCUCUUCAGAAGAGAAUCAAAGUUGGCCUACAGGCACAGGUGAUUCAGCAAAGUGUUGCCAACAAGGUAGCUGGAAGUCGAGUCUUCUUCUCUCCCGUGGUGACCCUGGAACCACGUCGCCGCAAGUUCCACAAGCCGAUCACCGUCACCAUCCCGUUGCCCCGGCAACCACCCAAGGGGACGCACAAGUCGGAGCCGUUGCCACUGAGUCUCCAUCUGCUCUGUUCCAUCACCGCCGGAUGCACUCCGGCCACUUGGGAGGACAUCACUGGAUCUACAGCAAUGACCCGCCACAAGGACUGCAUUUCCUUCACAACCACCGUCUCCGCUAGACUUUGGCUUGUCGAUGCUCCUGGAGUCGACGACGUUGCAGAACUGGCAAGCAGAGUCUAUCGAGAGAGCAUUAUCCCACCCUAUGUCGGCAGGUUUGCGGUCUACGCUCGUCUGCCCGAAGAUCGCCAGGCGAUGGAGGCGAAUGAGGCUGCUGCCGCCGCAACCGCUACAACUGACGCGUCAACGUCGGGCACUGCGGUGAGCUCUCGUUUCCGACGGAAAGUUUUCCACCCUGCAGACGCGGAACUCCGCUGCGUCUGCCUCAUCGACGAUGUGCCCGAGAAGACACUUGAACAGCAGGAGAAGUUCCAGUUAGUGGCGAUUGGCCCACCAACUGAGGUUAUUGACUCAAAGGCCUAUUGGUUAGAGACGGUGGGAGACAUCUCAUCGUAUCCGGCGCACGCGGGUCAGCUUAGUUUGGACGUGCAGGCCUUCCAAGAAAACCGUUUGACCUAUCCGGUGCGAGUGCGUCAGCCGGCCGGCACAGUAGCACCGCCCGUGGGUUACUUUCGUGUCCACUGUGAACCUCGUGGGACCUCAGCUACCCCGGGCGAGAUCAACGAAGCAGGCGUCAGCGCUCAACAGCCAAUCACAGCGCUCGAAAUCAGGAUGCCUGGAGAUAAGAUUGAGGGUCGCUGGCUAGACGCUGCGACCACGGAGGAGGUAUUAACAGAAGCGAUGCAACCGAAAUUGGACAUUAGAGGAAUCUCCCUCCGCGUUGGCAACCGUUGGGUGAAACUUGCUGAGGCGCUUGGCUUGUCGUCGGAAGACAUCACCAUGGUGGCGCAGGAGCCGAUUGCUCCCACCUGGACUGACUCCCAAGCCGAUAGGGAGCGUUGUGAACACAUGCUUGCUCUGUGGAUGCAGCGAUGCGCGGCAACUGGAACCCCCACUGCCGAUGGAAUGGUUUCGCAACUAACUGAGGCAUUGCGUGCGAUCGACGUGGUCAUGGAGGACGUAAUGGAGACGUCAAGUGUUCAGCCGGUUACCUCCAAGGUCCUCCACAUUGACGAGGAGAUAGCCUCGGCCAAGACACCCUCGGAGGCCCAUCCCAUUCAGCUGAUUGAAGUCAUCACCAAGCAACACCAUCUGCCACCAGAAUCACAGCAGCCGACGUACGUUGCCGCACCGCCGCAGUUACCAGCGUCUUUCGUUAAUGGUGAAAUUCCAGACGAAUCAAUUGGACCAGAAUCCCCAAGUGCAGUAGCAAAGGAUGAGACGCCCCCACCUACCGCUGUUGAUGGAACACCCCGCUUGGUGCCUGGCGAGGAAGUGCCUUUCAUCACGCCGUCCAAAUUCAAAACUGCUAGUCUGGAAAGACCCCCGUCCAUGGUGGUAGGGGCUCCUGCCACGCAGGACGAUCUCAGCCUUCCGACUGAUGACAUCAAACCAGUUGUGGACGAAUUCAUUGUUGCCUCCGAGAACCUGAAACGGAAGAACCUAUUCCCGUCAGAUCGUGGAGUCUCUCACGCCGACUCCGAGGCACGACACAUCGCGGCCCAGGAACUGGCGGAGGCCCUAGGUCUGGAUUUAGACGUCGAACUGGUGUCGGUGGUCUCCCAACCCCCAGACCAAACAGACAAAUCCAUCACAGAAGAUACGAUAGAACCGGUUCAAAGCGAGCCGAAGCCGGAAUUUAGCCCGUUAUUGGCCCGUCCUGCCUCCGGUACCGUUCAAACCGCCGUCCGACCGGUUAAGCCCAUUGAGACCCUUCACAUUGAAGCCGACGACGAGUUGCGAGUUCCCUCGUUGGAACAACUAGACAGCACCGAGGACGACUUUGAGGCAGCCUACAGGGCCGCAGCAGCUAGCGACUUUCUUGCAGAUGGAACACCGUCUCCGACGGGCCUGGCCGGUCACGACGUCCAUCAAGGCCGGCCAGAAGAGGGCUUCCUCGUCGAGGAAACCGAGGAGACUCUUCCCGAUGGAACGGUCGUCAAACAACGCGUGCACACAGCCGAGACCGUACAGGCUCUUUCGGCACACGACUGGGAGGAGGCCGUUUUCAAUGCCACUUCGGCCAAAGACGGCGCCCAGUACAGCAUCGAGCCGCCUGAAGAAAGUGUUCACACUGAAGAAGUUGAGGAAACCCUUCCUGAUGGCACAGUGGUUAAGAAGCGCAUAACCACACAACGCAUUACCGAGCGCAUCACAGAGCGGGAGGUUACCGACGAGAUAUCCGAGAAUGAGGUCUAUGCGGAUGGAGGGAUCGGCGAGUCUAAGGAAGUAGAUCAUACACAGAUUGUACCACAAAUAAGUGGGGACUACAAGUCUGUUAUCGAAACCGCGAUCGAUAGCCACGAUUCAGAAACACUUGAUGUAGUCGACCAUACCGACACAGAAAGGAAUCUGUUCAAGAAUCAGGCAACGGAGCACCCAAGUAACGACAAACGAGGUAGGACAGCUAAAGGUUACAUCAGAGCACCCGACUUCAUAACAGCUGAAGACAAGAUUUUCACAGAGUCAAUAAAAGAGGAGAUUGCGGCCGAAUUAGAAGACACACCGAAGGCAUUUGGUGCAAAAUUAAGCCAGCACAAAAUCGACGGCAGAUAUGCAGCAGAACAAGAAAGCAACCACAACGAAGAAUUAACCAUGGAGAGACCGAUUGCUAAAUUGCUGCCUGAAAUAACGCACGAGGAAAAUCAAAAGGAAGAAAUAGAUGGAGGUUCACAAGAAGAGGAUUACGCAAAAGAAGGCCAAAAAAUAACUGCAAAACACGAAGUCCACAUACUAAAGCAAGAUGAUAAAACAGAAAAAGUAAAGCUUAAAGUCGAGACACAUGAUGUCGAAGGAAGAGACAUAAUGAGAAAAGUAAAAGACAGUUUGAAAAAAGAGGUGGAGAAGGAGGCGUUUGAGGAUGAGGAGAAGGCGGAGGAGAAGAAAGCGGAGGAAUUGGCGGCAAUGCCUGUAGAGAAGUUGGAGGAGGUAGCAGCGGAUGUGGUGGCGCUGACGCCUGAGGAGGCGGUAGCAGAGGUA
Molecule: messenger RNA, 7068 nt
Organism: Mesocestoides corti
Lineage: Eukaryota; Metazoa; Platyhelminthes; Cestoda; Cyclophyllidea; Mesocestoididae
Source: the annotation of a GenBank genome assembly